Molecule: messenger RNA, 1722 nt
Organism: Colossoma macropomum (tambaqui)
Lineage: Eukaryota; Metazoa; Chordata; Actinopteri; Characiformes; Serrasalmidae
Product: GTPase IMAP family member 8-like
Exons: 3
Coding region: 92-1063 (323 amino acids)
Molecular function (GO): GTP binding
Source: RefSeq, a predicted model, not a curated record
UCAAGGAACAAAGAGCAGUAUUUCCAAGAAAAGGAAGUGGCUUCUGUCUGGAAGUGCUUGAAAACGGCCCGGCACUAAAUAUCCUUCAAACAUGGGACAAGCAGAGGCAAAACCCGAACCCGGUCUGCUGUCAAGAGGACGGCUCCGGAAAAGGAUAAAAGAGCACCUUCGAGGUAAGAGUGCUGGACGGAGUGGAGCACUGCAGCUUGUUCUAGUCGGUCCAAAAGGCUCUGGGAAGAGUUCGGCAGGAAACAGCAUCCUGGGUAAAAAGGCAUUUAAAACGGGAACAGCAAUACUUACCUGCCAGACCGAGAAAUGUGAGAUAGGGGGCCGUGCUGUGACACUAGUGGACACACCUGGCCUGACCGGCAAAGAAACCUCCGACCUGGAGGUGAUGGGGAUCAUCAGGAAAGCAUGUCAAGAUCUUCUAGAAUUGCCGGUCGUAUUCCUGUUGGUGCUGCCUUUAGAGUGGAACAUGAAAAGGUCAGAGGACGGUCAACACAUGCUCAGACAUGCACUUGGCAAAGUUUCAGUGGACCAUUUGAUGGUCCUUGUCACCCACACAGAUCAGGUCGAGCAGGACGGGUCAGAGGAGGAAAGCGUCCUACGGAAGGGAGGAUCUUUGCAGUUGACCGUGAGGCAAUGCGGCGGAUGGUUCCACCUGUUCAGCAUUGCCAAGAGUGAUGGUACCCAAGUCUUAGAGCUGGUGGACAAACUUGACAGGAUGAUGCGGGAGGGCAGAAAGACCCAAAAGCUUUAUGCCAGUUCAGAAGAACAAACUGCAGAAUCCUCAAAAGCAUCAGACCAAUUCAAGGUUACACACCAAGAAGCUCAGAAAAAGAAGAAAACGCCAAAGCCAGAACCUCACUCACUUGAGGAAGAUAAAAGAAUGGGUACAGAGAGAGCAGGAGGGAUGUACUCAGUCAGAAAGAACCUACAACAACUGGAAGAUCAGAUGAAGAGUAAGAGAGAGGAGGAAGAGGAGCUGAUGAGGGGCCGAAAUUCAGAGUACAAAGCGCAGCUGCAGAAAAUAAGAGAGAAAAUAGUAACAUUAAAGGCAUGAUUAAUUGAGCAUUGAUAUCUUUCAAUCAUAUCAUUCAAUCAAUGUCUGAGAACAGGACCAAGAAAUGUUUUUGUCAGCUGGAUCUAUACAAUUGUUUGAACAGGCCCAGGCAAAUGACAUUGUUUGUUGAUUUUCUAAGUGAAAAUAAGUUAACACAUCCUUUACAGGGAUUACAUGUAAAUAUGAAAUUUUUGUGCUAAUUUUAGGGUACACUUUACACUUUUUAUUUAUUUGUUGAGUUUGACAUAUUGUAAAAAAUAAACAUAAAAUAUAACUUUUGCACAGGCCACAUUUUAUGCAUUUUUCCCCCCAGUAUGCUAAAUUCAGUAAAUCAUGCAUCAAAAUGGGCAGAAGUGUGUUCUCUGUAGAGGAUGUGUACUUAUAUUCACUUAAAAAAUCAAUGCAAUUUGAGCAAGGAUGCCCAAAUUUUGAGUAUGACUGUACAUACAAGGAGACAUUUUAACUUGUUUAAAGGAAUCAGUUUUAGCAUUUUAUGAAAUUGAAAUUUCAGCUGUGUAUGAAUUGGAAAUUUAUCCAAAUAUCCUGUAUGUUCUGAAAAAUAUUUUCUAAAUCAUGAAGCCAUAUAUUUCAUUUAAAUGCUAACACAUUUGUACAGUUUAAACAGAUCAAAUGAAAUGUUGUUGUUUUUAUAUGUGAAA